AGAUGGUGAGGUGAAGGAGGGUGGGCGUCUGGCAGGGUCUGCAGUUUCAGCAGAGUCGCUGCAGCCAUGGCCCCGAUCAAGGUGGGAGACACCAUCCCAGCAGAGGAAGGGUUUGAAGGGGAGCCAGGAAACAAGGUGAACCUGGCAGAGUUGUUUAAGGGCAAGAAGGGUGUGCUGUUUGGAGUUCCCGGGGCCUUCACCCCUGGCUGUUCCAAGACCCACCUGCCAGGGUUUGUGGAGCAGGCCGAGGCUCUGAAGGCCGAGGGAGUCCAGGUGGUGGCAUGCCUGAGUGUGAAUGAUGCCUUUGUGACUGGCGAGUGGGGCCGAGCCCACAAGGCGGAAGGCAAGGUUCGGCUCCUGGCUGACCCCACUGGGGCCUUUGGGAAGGAGACAGACUUAUUACUAGAUGAUUCGUUGGUGUCCAUCUUUGGGAAUCGACGUCUCAAGAGGUUCUCCAUGGUGGUACAGAAGGCCCUGAAUGUGGAACCGGAUGGCACAGGCCUCACCUGCAGCCUAGCACCCAACAUCAUCUCGCAGCUCUGAGGCCCUGGGCCAGAUCACUCUCUCUACCCCUCCCUAUCCCACCUGCCCAGCCCCGUGCCAGGGCCCUGCAGUUGGAACCUUGGCCAGAUUUCUGCAAUAAACUUUUGUGGCUUGUGACC
Messenger RNA from Callithrix jacchus (white-tufted-ear marmoset), 662 nucleotides. RefSeq names its product peroxiredoxin-5, mitochondrial. NCBI's taxonomy places the organism in Eukaryota, Metazoa, Chordata, Mammalia, Primates, Cebidae. Gene Ontology annotation, biological process: cellular response to oxidative stress; cell redox homeostasis; hydrogen peroxide catabolic process. The record is from RefSeq and is a predicted model, not a curated record. Gene Ontology annotation, molecular function: thioredoxin peroxidase activity. Gene Ontology annotation, cellular component: mitochondrion; peroxisome; cytoplasm.